This is a messenger RNA of Talaromyces proteolyticus, 465 nucleotides long. RefSeq lists its product as uncharacterized. The coding region runs from base 1 to 465 and encodes 154 amino acids. Lineage: Eukaryota; Fungi; Ascomycota; Eurotiomycetes; Eurotiales; Trichocomaceae. The transcript has a single exon. The record is from RefSeq and is a predicted model, not a curated record.
AUGGCUUCGAAUUCUCAACUUCCCGACAACCAGGAGGAAAUACAAAGAGAGCUAAGUCAAUUACUCAGAGGCAUUCAGCACGACAUCACUUUAGAGGGAGUCUUGUCCAUUGGCAGGGAUGGAGUUUUGCGCUCCCUAACUGCAGACCGGGAGGUUGUUGAUGCCGUUGGGCUACGUCCAGAGCUAAUCAAAGCCAUGCUCGAUCGUAUGCCAUUUAACCCGCAAAACGAGAUUGACUAUCGCGGUGUUGAUGGGACCAGUGUCCCGCGUGAUCAGUGGUUUCAUCCCGAUAGGAAAUUACUACCACUGCCCUUAAGUGAGGAGAACAGAAAAGGGCCUUUUUCGGCAGAGCAGUUGGAGAGAAAUCGCGAGUUUCUCCAGCAGAGGGCCGCAAGGAAGAGCUGUCCCAUUCGUAUUCGCUCUGACAACGACUUGGGUUUGAGGAAGUCAACAUCGAACUCCUAA